Messenger RNA from Mesocestoides corti, 693 nucleotides. The record is from the annotation of a GenBank genome assembly. Lineage: Eukaryota; Metazoa; Platyhelminthes; Cestoda; Cyclophyllidea; Mesocestoididae.
AUGGAGCCAAUUACCUCCUCAUUAAAGCGCGAACACAGUGAUAGUGCUGCAGCUCCGUUAAAGUCGAGACAACAGCAUCACACACCUAAUAAAUCUAUCCAGAACACUCCGGAGAAACAUCCAAAGCUUGAGCCGUCCCUUGACGUAGGAGAUAUUGGCUCCGAGUCUCUUCCCGUUGAAGACGAGGAGGAGGAAUUAUUCGGUGAGGAUGAAGAGGAGGAAGAUGACGAAGAUCAGGAUGAGAACGAAAGGCUAGCAGAAGUGCUCGGUGUUGAAGUGUUCGAGGGAGGAGAUGGAGGAAUUGGCAGUGGUGAUCGACGAUCAGUCACACCUGCGGAGCAGCAGGAGGAGACCAACAGGGCGGAAGACAGGAAGUUGCUGGCCCUGAUGGCUCAUUUCAAUGAUGAUCAGUUGAGCCGUUUUGAGACAUUCAGACGCGCGACACUUACAAGGUCUGCCGUUAGUAGGCUCAUCCAGUCAGUGGCUCAAUCCCCCUUUUCUCAGAAUGUUGUCAUUGCAAUGGCUGGAAUUACAAAAGUUUUUGUGGGCGAAAUUGUUGAAGCAGCCCUCGACUACAAGGAAGAACUCAAGGAAAUCGGACCCCUGCAGCCAAAGCACAUCCGAGUGGCUUAUUCCCGACUCCAGGCCCAACAACGGACAUCCCGACCCAACCGUCUGAAUCCGUUUUUCUAA